Cydia pomonella (codling moth) is the source of this 2772-nucleotide messenger RNA. RefSeq lists its product as uncharacterized. Gene Ontology annotation, molecular function: catalytic activity. Lineage: Eukaryota; Metazoa; Arthropoda; Insecta; Lepidoptera; Tortricidae. The record is from RefSeq and is a predicted model, not a curated record. The transcript has a single exon. Bases 1 to 2772 code for a protein of 923 amino acids.
AUGGUCCUCAUAGCGGAGAUCAAACACCGUCAGUAUGGAAGUGCACUGUUCGUUAGACCAGGAUUAAACAUUAGAUCUGUAUAUAAAACUAGUACGAACAACAUCGAGAUCAUCACUGCAGAGCUUAACAAUUGCACUAUCACAUCAGUGUACAAACCACCCAACGAAAAAUUUCAGUUCGACAAAACCCUGAACUUUGACUCUCAGCCUACAAGGUUUGUGGUGGGAGAUUUCAAUAGCCAUAGUGAGAGCUGGGAUUAUAGGGCUGCAGAUGAAAAUGGAGACCUAGUGGAGGAAUGGGCCGACUCGUAUGGAAUUUCACUGAUCCAUGACCCUAAGUUGCCAUCAUCUUUCAACAGCGGCAGAUGGAAGAGAGGCUAUAACCCCGACCUCAUAUUCACCAGCGAAAGCGUCUCGAAACAAUGUAGAAAGUCAGUAUGUGAAGUCAUCCCUAAAACUCAACACCGCCCUAUAGUAUGCAGGACGUACGAAGCAGUUCGACCACGCAUAGUUCCAUUCAGGAGAAGAUACAACUUUGCAAAAGCUAAUUGGGAAUGCUACUCGAAAGAGCUAGAUAACCUUGUGUCACACCUUCCGCCUACUGCCGAUAGUUACGAGGAGUUCAUUGGAUUGGUGAAGUUGGCGUCAAGACGACAUAUACCACGCGGCUGUAAAACCCAGUAUAUCCCGGGAAUGUCUGACAGCCUCAAAGAACAUGCCAAUGCGUACUAUAACGCAUAUGCGGUCGAUCCGUUUUCCCAGGAAACUAUCCUCCAAGGUAAUAAAUUCAUGGAUGAGAUAUCGGAAACCCAAAGGCAAAAAUGGAACGAACUAGUGGAAAGUGUCGACAUGACCCACAAUAGCAAGAAAGCGUGGAACUUUAUAAACAAGCUUAGCAGUGACAAUAAAAAUCACACUUACUUAGCUAACAUAACAGCCUACCAGAUAGCCCACCAACUUCUACUUAACGGAAAAACGACAGAUAAGUGCAAACCACUAAAACUCGCCCGAUACUCGCCUGGAAAAGAAAGAAACCAUCUAAGAGAUCUCUUCUCGAUCUCGGAAUUAGAUGCAAGUAUCCAAAAGCUUAAAGCAGGGAAAGCCGCCGGGAUUGAUGAUAUAAGAGUGGAACAAAUAAAACACUUCGGGCGUGCAACUAAAAUGUGGCUACUGAAACUGUUCAAUGCUUGUGUGGAGACUACAUCUUUCCCGAAGAUAUGGAGGAAAUCCCAUGUGAGUGCAAUUCUUAAACCUGGUAAAGACCCCGCCGACGUGAAAAGUUACAGACCGAUCUCACUUCUUUGCCAUACUUUCAAACUCUUUGAACGCCUCAUACUUGAACGCAUGACAAGAACCCUGGAGGAUGCGUUCAUAGACCAGCAGGCAGGUUUCAGGGCAGGUAAAUCCUGUACUUCGCAAGUCCUCAACCUGACACAGUAUAUUGAGGACGGGUUCGAGGGGGGAAUGGUGACAGGUGCAGUCUUCGUCGACCUCACGGCUGCAUAUGAUACAAUAAACCACAGGAGACUAGUAUCUAAACUAUAUCAAAUUACAAAAGAUUAUAAACUCACGCAGGUUAUAUCUGAACUACUCUCCAACAGGAGGUUCUAUGUAUCGUUCCAAGGGAAAAAAAGUAGGUGGAGGUCCCUUAAAAAUGGUCUUCCCCAGGGUAGCGUGCUGGCACCAGCACUUUUCAAUAUCUAUACGAACGACCAACCGAUCUUAGAUAACCUACAACAUUUCCUCUUUGCCGAUGACCUUGCACUCACAUCGCAAGAAAAAUCCUUCGAGGCAGUGGAGAAUCGUCUUGUGGAAGGUUUGGCGAGCUUGUCACUGUAUUAUAAAGAAAAUCAGCUUAAACCGAACCCAUCUAAAACACAGGUUUGUGCCUUCCACCUAAGAAACAGCCAGGCCACCAGACAGCUGAAUAUCGUUUGGGAAGACAGACGGCUAGAACACACUGCCGCCCUUAAAUACCUAGGGGUGACGCUGGACCGGUCACUGACCUACAAAGCUCACUGCCUCAACACCAAACAGAAAGUGGCGGCGAGGAACAACAUCUUGCGUCGUAUCACCGGUACCACAUGGGGGGCAACCCCACAUACCCUACGCACAACGGCUCUCGCUCUCAGCUUCUCCGCUGCAGAAUAUGCAUGCCCAGUCUGGAAAAAUUCUUCACACGCUGCCCAGGUUGACAUAGCCCUCAACGAGUCCUGCCGCCUAGUAACCGGUUGUCUAAAACCUACUAAACGUGACCAUCUAUACCAACUGAGUGGAAUUGCACCGCCGGACAUACGCAGAGACGUAGCCGGGGCUGUUGAGCGCGGAAAACAACUGCGCGACCUGCGUCACCCCCUGCACAACCACAAACCAGUUACUGCAAGGCUUAAGUCCCGGAAGAGCUUCGUUACAAAUUCAGCUCUUCAGCACCAAACUCCCCAGGAGGCUCGCCUAAAAUCAUGGAACUCACAACUCAACGACACGUCGUUACGCAUACCAGCUGCGGAACUCCUGCCUCCAGGGGGAAAGGAAAACUGGGCAGUAUGGAAAGCCCUUAACCGACUUCGAACGGGUGUUGGUCGGUCAAAAGAUAAUCUUCUGAGAUGGGGUAUUGGCCGACAAGGUGAUAUUUUCUGCGAGUGUGGAGUCCUCCAAACAACAAAGCACAUGAUCGAAUGUUCCCUGUGCUCAACGAUGUGCACUGAGGAAGAUCUCCUGAGGGCUACACCCAGAGGGCUAGAAGUGGCAAAGCAUUGGAAGACAAGAAUUUAA